Messenger RNA from Pyricularia oryzae 70-15, 1851 nucleotides. RefSeq lists its product as uncharacterized. The transcript has 8 exons. Bases 1 to 1851 code for a protein of 616 amino acids. Gene Ontology annotation, molecular function: ATP binding; ATP-dependent protein folding chaperone. The record is from RefSeq and is a predicted model, not a curated record. Lineage: Eukaryota; Fungi; Ascomycota; Sordariomycetes; Magnaporthales; Pyriculariaceae.
AUGCCUUCAGUGACCAUGCCCGUGCGACCCAAACAGUCUCAGUCUCGGCCUCCGCCUCCGGCUGCCGACGACACAGAUGAUGAUUUCCUGGUUGUCGACGAUCAGGAUGGCAUUCUGGUUAUCGGGAUCGACUUUGGCACAACCUUUUCCGGUGUAGCAUGGGCCACCACAGAGGAGCUCGAGGACAACCCCAAUGACAUCAACCUCAUCAUGAACUGGCCCGGGACCGGCCGCGAGGAAAGCAAAGCCCCGAGCGAGCUGUGCUACAACGACGACGGCACCAUCGGCUGGGGCUUCGAGGUUCCUCCAGAAGCCGACUCCAUCCGCUGGUUCAAACUGCUCCUGCUGAGGGAUGACGACAUGGGCAAGGAGCUGAGAAACGUCCCGCAGCUCUCCGACUGCCGCGACUUCCUCAAGCGCACCGGAAAGUCGGCCGUCGACGUCGUGGCGGACUACCUCGGCAUGCUGUGGAAGCACACCAUUGAAACUAUCGUACGGGCACGUGGACAGACCGUCGUCGACGCCAUGGUGAUCCGGACGGUGAUCACAGUCCCGGCCAUCUGGAAGGGCUACGCACGCCAGGCCAUGGAAAAGGCGGCAAAGAAGGCCGGGAUGCUGGAGAAGCGUCCGGCCGGGCCGACUAGUCUCGUCCUCGCAAAUGAGCCCGAGGCCGCGGCGCUGGCCACGCUGAUUGAAAGAGGUCGCAAGCCCAGCGCUGACAGUGUCUACAUUGUCUGCGAUGCAGGCGGCGGGACUGUUGACCUUAUCAGUUACAAGGUUGAGCAAGUCAAUCCUAUCAGUAUGAAAGAGGCAGUAGAAGGCAAAGGUGCUCUGUGCGGCGGCAUCUUCAUCGACGAAGCAUUUGAAAACCUUUGCUACAAACAGUUUGGUCUAGAAUGGGUGGAAUUGAGCAAGACUGCGGCGAGACACAUCAUCAGGGACGACUGGGAGUUUGGCAUCAAGCCACAGUUCAGAAAAAACUGUGCGUCCAAGGCCUUCACCGUCAGAGUGCCUUCGGAAAUAAGCUUCAAGUCGGCCGUCGGCGUCAAGAAUGGGCGCAUGCAUUUUUCAGGCUCGGAUAUCCAACGCACCUUUGAACACCCCUGCCGCAGAAUCAAUGACUUGAUAUUCGAGCAGCUGGAAGGGACCAGAGCAAACGCUCCUGAUGCCGAUACACACGUUAUCCUUGUUGGCGGCUUGGGCUCGUCCCCUUAUUUGUACGACUACUUGGAUGAGAUUUAUGCAGGUACUGGAGUGAGCAUACUACAAUCGACAGGGACCAAGCCUCGGACUGCCAUCUGUCGUGGGGCCGUGCUCAAAGGCUUCCUCGAAGAUAUGCAUCAUCCUCAAAGUAGCGCCCCAGUCAUGGUGACAUCAACAGUCUCCCGGACGGGCAUUGGCCUGCUAAUGGACGUACCGUUUGUCCAUUGCGUCCAUCUGGAGGAGGACAAGAAAUGGUGUCCGUUGGAACUGAACUACAAAGCAUCCAACCAAGUCAAGUGGUUCCUAGCCAAGGGCCAAGACGUCCCGGAAUGCAAGCCGGUGCGAUCCCCGUUCUACCACCUCCUCUACCCCGGACAGACGCCUCGAGUGAGUCUGGACCUGGUCGAGUGCGAAAGGCCAGACGCGCCCACGCGCAAGACUUCGGCAGUCACGCCGCUGUGCACCCUCAGCUUCAAGGUUGACCUGGAACGCGAAGAGCUCCAGGAGUUUACAAACUCAAACUGCGCGAGGUACCAUAAACUGUCCUUUGAGGUCGAGAUGAUUCCGGCGGGCGCCUCGGUAGAGUUUGUGGUCUACGUGGACGGCCGGAAGCAGGGGGCGAGAAACGUCAAUGUUCGUUUCGAAUAG